AGUGAAUUCACAUUGCAGUUGAAAAUUAGGAUCAUAUUUUUCAGGCUGAGUGUUGAUCGUCAAACAGACUUGAGAGCAAUGAAAGCUUGGCUUGCUUUAUUGAUCCCCGCUUUGAUAUCCUCAUCAGUUUCAUCCGUCUGUAGUUGAAAAGAUGCUUCCCAGGUAGCUGAAGGAGCUUGCUUCUUUCAGAUUCUUCCCAUUCAUGCCGAUUGUUGUCAGUUGUUGUUCCUGUUGGCCAGAAAUCUUCAUCACCUCUGUUUUCUAUAUGUUUACUUGGAGUCCUAUCUUUGAUGCUUCUUCUGCCAACUUGUUGCUUUUCACUUGCAUAUCUUCCAGUUUGUGGGAAAUCAGACAUUUAUCAUCGCCGACAUCCACAUCCUCCAAUUUUUCUGUGUGGAUUCAUUUUAUGCCUGUCUCCUCGUUGCCCGUUGUCUGUCUGUCGCAUUAUCCAGUCUACCACAAUCAGGAAAAUCAUUGCAGAUAAUGAUCAGCCAGUUUGUCUUACUCCCGUUUUCGCUUCGAAGGAUUCUGUGGGUUUUCCGUUGUGCAUUACUUGGCAUGCAGCAUCAUCGUGCAACUGUUGGAUGAGGUGCAUAAUUGUUGGCGGCAGCCCGUAGUAGCGAAGUAAUUUCCAA
Trichobilharzia regenti is the source of this 635-nucleotide messenger RNA. The record is from the annotation of a GenBank genome assembly. NCBI's taxonomy places the organism in Eukaryota, Metazoa, Platyhelminthes, Trematoda, Strigeidida, Schistosomatidae.